GCAUCCGGUCUGAAUGACGACGCCGCGGAUACAAAAAAGAGAAAGGGAAAAUUGGAGAAUGGCUAGUUAGCUAAGAACAGCGGAAAACUAUUUACAUUUUACUCUUUAGAUAUUUUAUGAAUCCUAUAUCAGUAUUUUUGAUUACCGAUGUGAAGUAACUUCGCUAUGUUAGCUAGCCAACGGAAGAGGUGAUAUUUGACAACAUAUAGCUAGCUGUUUAUUUACGGUAGCAUUAACCUAACGUUAGCUAGUAUUAGCUCACAGGCUUGAUAACGUUAACUAGAUACCAGGGAAAUAGACACAUUGCCUAAUGCACAUUAGCUAGGUGACUAGUUAUUUCACUGUUUUAUAUUUGUGGAUUUUUUUGUAUUGGGUGAGAAUGGCAACAUCUGCCCUGUACGCGUGUACGAAGUGUAAUCAGCGGUAUCCGUUCGAAGAACUGUCGCAGGGACAGCAACUGUGCAAGGAGUGUCGCAUUGCUCAUCCCAUUGUGAAGUGUACGUAUUGCAGAUCAGAGUUUCAGCAGGAAAGCAAAACAAACACCAUUUGCAAGAAGUGUGCCCAGAAUGUAAAGCAGUUUGGAACGCCUAAACCAUGCCAGUACUGUAACAUCAUCGCUGCUUUUAUUGGAACAAAGUGUCAACGUUGUACCAACUCAGAGAAGAAGUAUGGCCCUCCGCAGACCUGUGAGCAGUGCAAACAACAGUGUGCAUUUGAUCGCAAGGAGGAAGGCAGGAGAAAGGUGGAUGGAAAGCUGCUUUGCUGGCUGUGCACUCUGUCCUACCGCCGUGUGCUGCAGAAGACCAAGGAGCAGAGAAAAGGGUUCAGCUCCUCUCACUCCAACUCAUCCUCGCUCAACGAGAAAGACCACCACUCCAGACAGCACCACCAUCAACACCACCAGCAGCACAGACACAGCAGCUCACACAAACUCAGUGGUAGCCUAAGUCCAGAGCAGGAGCAGGGACUGUGGAAGCAGAGCCAUAAAUCGUCUUCGAUCCAGAAGGAGACCCCAAAGAAGAAACCAAAAUUGGAGAUGAAGCCAUCCAAUGGGGACAGGUACAAGAGGAGUUUCAAUUAUGUCAGUUCUAUCACCCAAUCUAUGGAUUCUGGGGGAACCGACAACUUCAUACUGAUCAGCCAGCUGAAAGAGGAAGUGAUGUCAUUAAAGAGAAUGCUUCAGCAGAGGGAUCAAACUAUUCUGGAAAAAGACCGAAAGCUCACCGAGCUUAAAGCAGACUUCCAGUAUCAGGAAUCCAACAUGAGGGUAAAGAUGAACAACAUGGAGAAGGCACACAAAGAGUCCAUGGAACAGCAACAGGCCAAAAACCGGGAGCUGAUGAAACAAGUGGCCGCCCUCUCAAAGGGAAAGAAGUUUGACAGGACAGGGAGUUCACUGCUCUUACCGUAACGACAAGCCCCAUCCAAACCUGGCUUGGAGUGGCUUCAUUGUUUUAACACUGUGAAAGCCUUGCGCCAUUCUACUUUUCCCUCCCUCCUGUAUGGGUUUUCGCAAUCAUUUUGAUCAGUUCAUUUUGUUCUCAGCUUGAAAACUCAAAGCUGUACAUGAAAAUCGUCAUGUUGACAAGACCGUGAGGAUACAUCCUUCAGAGGUCAACACCGUAUACAUGUUUUAACCUAGAGUUUUAGGGUGGGUUGCACCAAAAUGGAUUCCAUUGGUUUUAGAUCAGGCCUAAUCUAGAUUUUAAAUCUAGGUUUAUAAUUUAUCCUGGAUGUGUUCUACAUCCCCACUUAGUUUUAAACCUGCCAUGAGUUAAAAUAAGAUUAAAUCACUGAACUAUCAUUAGUCACAGGUCAUUGUGGAUUCACCAUAGAAAUGUUAUUUUGUAUUUCUCUGGAAACCAGUCUGCUCUGAUUAUGGCUAGCUAGCAACGUGAGUUCAGGAAAUAAUUGCACACUUAGUUUAAUUGCUUAUCUAGUUCAGUUGUACAGACACGAUAAGACAGGAGCCACAUAUUUCAUGCAUUUAAAUGUUUUACAGUUCUAAACUGAAUCCAUACGCUAAAUGUGGUUUUAAUUACAAAAAAAACUCCAUCUUUGGCUGAAGGAUUACAUUUUAACUAGAAUUGAUUAAAAGUAGGUUGAAAGGUUGAUGUAACGAUUGAUCAAUAAGUCAAUACACCUUUUAACCCGGUUUAAAUAUAAUCUGUUGAUGCAACUCGCCCAUACUCUGCCACUGGAUAGAAUGUGACCACAGAUGGAGGGAGAAGAGGGGAGAUGUCCUCGUUAACACUGCCUGGGUCCAGUAGCAUGGUUUGACACGGUGGAUACCAUUUCGUUAACAUCAGAUUCCACUUUGGUUGUAUGGAUAUCAUGCAAUUUUAUUUAUUCAAAAGUACCUAGCUUUUUUUUUUUCCUUCUCCUUACCACAUACUCAGAGCAUUUCCCAAGUUUGGGGGAAUUUUUUUUUUUCUUGAACAGCAAUUUUCUCGUAACAUAUUAGUUAUAUUUUUCUAAAUGGACAUGAUUAUGGAAGAGGAACUUUUCUCCUUGUUGGAGGACCCUUUUCAACUUUAUUAUGUAUGCAAAUGUCGAAAGGAUGACCGACCACAGCGUUGCUGGCCAGUAACUGACACUUCUCUUGACAUCAAAGUCCAAAAACCAUGAACUGUUGGAGAGAUUUUUUAACGGUGUUUUUUAGAGACACUUCCCAGCGGCCCUCUGUCUCACUGUGUGACGGCUGUAGUGCUUCUCUGUUUCUCUGUAGUGGAACGAUUGUAAUACUGCAUGACUUACUGCCAUAUACAGAUUGGCAUUGUGGUCUCAUGUACUGUAAUGUACUUUUAGACUUUUUCCUUUUAAUAAUAAUUAAAAAAAAAAAAUCAUGUAAAGGUAUUACAGGGGUCAGCCUAUGUAUUUAAAAUGUGUAACUUGUAUCAGUUUUAGUGAGUAUGUGUAUGGUAAGGCUGGUUAAUUAUAAAUACAUGUAGAAUACGCUUUUUAAAUGAACACACCUUUCACUUUACAGCUCUGAGGACCAAACUGAGCUGGUUUCAUACUGUGGCGUACAGAUCACUUUUGUACUUUUUUCCAAACCCAAUGUUUCAAAUAUAUUAAAUCUGGUUAAACAUGU
Molecule: messenger RNA, 3094 nt
Organism: Esox lucius (northern pike)
Lineage: Eukaryota; Metazoa; Chordata; Actinopteri; Esociformes; Esocidae
Gene: fam76b
Product: family with sequence similarity 76 member B
Exons: 10
Coding region: 380-1411 (343 amino acids)
Source: RefSeq, a predicted model, not a curated record